GUGCCCAACCCAGGCAGGGAACACCUGCUGGCCCAGCUGCUCCUGGAGGCCUCAGGUACGGACGAUCCAGCACAUAUGCCAUUCCGCCCUUGCCGACCCAUCGACGAUCGGUUCGGUACCAUCUCCGCGGACAAGGGGCUGUACUCCGCCAUCUGCGACAGUUGCGUCGGCGAGCCCGUGGAGCCG
Molecule: messenger RNA, 186 nt
Organism: Prorocentrum cordatum
Lineage: Eukaryota; Dinophyceae; Prorocentrales; Prorocentraceae
Source: the annotation of a GenBank genome assembly